AUGCCGGCCGCUUCCAAGAACGUUGUCAUGAUCGACAACUACGACUCGUUUACCUGGAACCUGUAUGAGUACCUGUGUCAGGAGGGAGCCAAUGUCGAGGUUUUCAGGAACGAUCAGAUCACCAUUCCCGAGAUUGAGCAGCUCAAGCCGGACGUUGUGGUGAUAUCCCCCGGUCCGGGCCAUCCAAGAACGGACUCGGGAAUAUCUCGCGACGUGAUCAGCCAUUUCAAAGGCAAGAUCCCUGUCUUUGGCGUCUGUAUGGGCCAGCAGUGUAUCUUCGAGGAGUUUGGCGGAGACGUCGAGUAUGCGGGCGAGAUUGUCCAUGGAAAAACGUCCACUGUUAAGCACGACAACAAGGGGAAUGUUCAAAAACGUUCCGCAAGAUGUUGCUGUCACCAGAUACCACUCGCUGGCCGGAAACGCUCAAGUCGCUUCCGGACUGUCUGGAGAUUACUGCUCGCACAGACAACGGGAUCAUUAUGGGUGUGA
Molecule: messenger RNA, 489 nt
Organism: Ogataea parapolymorpha DL-1
Lineage: Eukaryota; Fungi; Ascomycota; Pichiomycetes; Pichiales; Pichiaceae
Product: Anthranilate synthase component 2
Exons: 1
Coding region: 1-489 (162 amino acids)
Biological process (GO): L-tryptophan biosynthetic process
Cellular component (GO): cytosol
Source: RefSeq, a predicted model, not a curated record